UUUUUCUUACAGCUCUGGCAGCGCUGACAGCAGGAACAGGGCUGACAACACACAACGCCGGCAACACAAAAUUAAAUGCAAAACACUAAAAUGACAGUAAAACAAAAUAUGCUGCUUAAAGGAAUUGUGUUGUGUAUAAUCUUCAUUGCGGGCUGCGCUGCGGAUCACACAACGUUACCCGAGAGCUUUGUGAAUGCCGCCCAGCAAUCGACGCAUACAAAUAAUUGGGCGGUGCUGGUGGAUGCAUCGCGCUUCUGGUUCAACUAUCGUCAUGUGGCCAACGUGCUCUCUAUCUACCGUUCCGUGAAGCGUCUGGGCAUUCCUGACUCGCAAAUCAUUCUAAUGAUUGCCGACGACAUGGCAUGCAAUGCUCGCAAUCCCCGCCCAGGUCAGGUGUACAACAAUGCCAACCAGCACAUCAAUGUGUAUGGCGAUGAUGUGGAGGUCGACUAUCGCGGCUACGAGGUCACCGUGGAAAACUUUGUGCGUCUGCUCACGGGACGCACUCAGAAUGGUACGGCACGGUCCAAGAAGCUGCUCUCUGAUGCAGGCAGCAAUGUGCUGAUCUAUUUGACGGGACAUGGUGGUGACGGUUUUCUCAAGUUCCAGGACUCAGAAGAGAUAACCAGUCAGGAGUUGGCCGAUGGCAUUCAGCAGAUGUGGGAAAAGAAACGCUAUAACGAACUCUUCUUUAUGGUGGACACUUGCCAGGCGGCCUCGCUCUAUGAGAAGUUCACCUCACCUAAUGUUCUGGCGGUGGCCAGCAGUCUGGUCGGCGAGGAUUCGUUAUCGCAUCAUGUGGAUCCCUCGAUUGGCGUCUAUAUGAUCGAUCGCUACACUUAUUAUGCACUUGAGUUUCUGGAGAAGGUUCAGCCCUUUAGUAAGCGGACAAUUGGCGAAUUUCUGCAAGUGUGUCCCAAGCGCGUCUGCAUCUCGACUGUCGGUGUCCGCAAGGAUCUCUAUCGUCGGGAUCCGCAUAAGGUGCCCAUCACCGACUUCUUUGGCGCUAUUCGGCCCACUCGCGUCUCCACGGAACGCAUCAAUGUGACGCUGGCCAACGAAGAGGACUUUGUUAACGAUGUUGCAAAUGUGCAGCCAAAGAAAGAGUUCAAGAUCAUAAUGGAGCCACAGUUCACAGCUGAAUUAUUGAAAUGACCUGAAUGUACAUAGACUAGCUUUGGUAAGGAUUACUGCGUUGAGAUGGCGAUGGAGAGACAGAAAGAGGAAGACAGCGAGAUAGAGAGAGAGAAAGAGAGAGAGAAAAUGAAGUCGAAUGUUGUACACAUUUCAUGUGAUAAUAUUAACUUUAUUCGUAAAUACAUUUCAUUUCAUUAAUUUAUAUUAUAUUAUUAUUAUUAAUAUUAUUAUUAAUACAUGUGUAAUUUAUUAAAUUUAUAUAUGUGUGUGUGUGUGUGUGAGUGUGUCUUUUUGUGUUUGUGAUCUCGUAUCGUGCUUUAAAAUUCUCAAUUAUGGGCUUAGUUCACACUUCGUCAUCGUCAUUCUCAAAAUCUAUUUGAAUUUCCGUCACCUUCAUUUGUCUAUUUGCUAACAAUUCUUUUUUGGGUUUUCUUUCAGAUCAUUCGCAUUCCGCAUUGUAAUUACAUCAAAUAUAUCUGUUUUUAAAU
Drosophila albomicans is the source of this 1625-nucleotide messenger RNA. RefSeq names its product putative GPI-anchor transamidase (gene PIG-K). The record is from RefSeq and is a predicted model, not a curated record. The transcript has 6 exons. Gene Ontology annotation, cellular component: GPI-anchor transamidase complex. NCBI's taxonomy places the organism in Eukaryota, Metazoa, Arthropoda, Insecta, Diptera, Drosophilidae. Gene Ontology annotation, biological process: proteolysis; attachment of GPI anchor to protein; protein localization to cell surface. Bases 76 to 1155 code for a protein of 359 amino acids. Gene Ontology annotation, molecular function: GPI-anchor transamidase activity.